CUGCCGAUGGUCAUCUGGAACGUAUAAAAAAAGAUGACGGAAAAGAUGGGGGUUGUGCGACUUAUGUAAUCACCCUCCAGUUCAAUCGUAUUGGCAGCCUACUUGCCAUUGGCUGUAAUGACGGUCGAGUGGAGAUCUGGGAUUAUGUAACAAGACGUAUAGCAAAGAUACUUGUGGCUCACACACACCCCGUCUGUUGUCUGAGUUGGAGUCGUGAUAGCCGAAAACUUCUGACAGCCUCCACCGAUAACACUGUAUCUAUUUGGAAUAUUGUGACCGGCAAUUGCGAAAGGACGUUUCGUUUUCCAUGCCCUGUUCUACGGGCGCAGUUUAAUGCACGCAAAGCGGAUCAGUUUAUGGUGUGUCCGAUGCGUCACCCACCGGUUGUUAUACACAUAUCUUCAGGUGCACCAACAAUCAUUCAGCCGGAUGAUGAGAAUGAUCUCAGUAUUGUCGCUUCUUAUGAUCGUCGUGGGAAAUACAUUUACACGGGAAAUUCGAAAGGUCGAGUUUGUAUCUAUGACACAGAUAAAUUCGAACUGGUCACUUCAUUUCGUUCCGGCGCGAAUGCAGCGGUAAAGUCGAUUGAAUUUGCUCGUCGUGGCGAGUAUUUCCUCCUGAAUUGUGCCGAUCGUGUGAUUCGAGUAUACAACUGUGAGAAAGCACUGGCCGCGGACGGGACAGAUCUGGAACCGAUUAAAAAACUGAAGGAUUUAGUCACUGGGAGUCAUUGGCGAAAAUGUUGCUUCUCCGGUGACGGUGAAUUUAUCUGCGCCGGAUCCAUGAAACAACAUUCAAUCUAUUUGUGGGAACGGGCUAGUGGAACCCUAGUCAAAAUUUUGCAUGGACAGAAAGGUGAAACAUUGCUAGAUGUUGUUUGGCAUCCUCUACGUCCCAUCAUCGUAUCGAUUUCCAAUUCCGUCACCAAAGAACAGGUUUCUAUUUGGGCGCAAACCCAAGUUCAAAACUGGUCCGCAUUUGCACCGGAUUUCAAAGAAUUAGACGAGAAUGUGGAGUAUGAGGAACGCGAGUCCGAGUUCGACGUCGAAGAUGAGGACAAAAAUGUUGAGGAAAACAAAGGUGAGUCACUAGUGUUGAUACCCGAUUGA
This is a messenger RNA of Echinostoma caproni, 1109 nucleotides long. Lineage: Eukaryota; Metazoa; Platyhelminthes; Trematoda; Plagiorchiida; Echinostomatidae. The record is from the annotation of a GenBank genome assembly.